AUGNUGGCGGCGGUGGGGCGUCCCGCGUUGUUUGUGGUGGCCGUCGUGCUGUGCUGCGUGUGUGGCUGUGCAGCGGCCACUGCUGAGGGUGAUAAUGGCGAUGAGCAGAGGAAGAAAGUAUUGAUUGAGCUGGAGAAGGCGAAUGGGGAAGCGCUGAAGGCUAAGAAAGUGGUGGAGGACGCCAAGAAUAAGGUGAACGAAAUCAAGCAGGCAACGGUUGACUUCAAGACUGAGGCAGACAAGGCAUCAAACAAAGCAACUGAGCUUCAUGACAAAGUAAAGAACAAGAAGGAUACUCAGCUGGAUGCUAUUGAUGGUGUAACCACCUUGGCGAAGGACGUUCUGAGCGCGACGAACACAUCUCACGAAUCACUUGCUUCACUCUGUACGAAGGUUACGGAAGCAGUGGACUCAAUGACUACUGCAGGAACGUUGUUCACGGAACCCGGGGGCUUGGCUGGCAGCGCAGCGAGCGAAGCGGGUGAAGCUAUCACCAACAAGGCGAAGCUCGCAGAGGAGGCAUUCAAAAAACUAUCAGCAGAUCUGAAGGAACUCUCAAAUGCCCAGAAAUGUUCUGAAGUAGCAAAAAAGGAUACACCGAAGGAGGUGAACGCUUUUAAUGCCAUGAACAGCGCCAAGGAGGCGUUUGUUUUUUUCGAAGAGAAGACCCCCAACGCACCGUUAACUGUAACCGAGGAUCUACAGAAUGCCGCUAAAAAAACCGCUAAACAUGCAACGGAUGCAGCGGGAGACGCGGAAAAGGCUUCGAGUGCUGCCAUCAAGGCAUCCGGACAAGCUGAAAACGCCUUCAACAGCGUUGAGUCAUGGCUGGGGCAGGUCGAAGCUUCACUGAAGCCUCUUCAAGAGCAAGAGAAGGGACCUGAGAGUUCACCUCCGGAACCGUCACAGGACGAGUCACACAGCCAGAGUCUCCAACAGGAACCACUGGGCAGUUCUUCCACUGGUGAGAAGCCUUCUGAUCAACAAGAAGCGGGCACCGCGGCGACCGACAAAGAGCAGUCACCACCAGUACCAUCGGAAGAGAAGACAGCCGUAGAAUCCCUGGAGAACGCUGCUUCCCAAGCUGCUGAUGCGCCACUGUCACCUCCCAACAGCGAUGCACACAACACCUUGAGUGAUGCCCCGAGUAGGGACAGCAGCGUCAGUCCUUCGUGGGUGCGUACACCGUUGCUGGUGGUGGUUGGUGUGCUGGGCCUCCUGGCUGUGUGCUGA
This is a messenger RNA of Trypanosoma grayi, 1233 nucleotides long. RefSeq lists its product as hypothetical. The transcript has a single exon. Bases 1 to 1233 code for a protein of 410 amino acids. Lineage: Eukaryota; Euglenozoa; Kinetoplastea; Trypanosomatida; Trypanosomatidae. The record is from RefSeq and is a predicted model, not a curated record.